AUGAAAAUUUAGAAAAUCUUUUACAAUUCUUAUGUUGAACUAAAAUAUGUAGAGGAAUAUGAACUAUAAGAUCAGAAAGACUAUCAUAUAUCAAGUAUAUUAUAUUUACAAUUUUUAGCAUAUCUUAAAGUUUUAGAGUUUAAUUGGAUUAUCAGAUCAAAAAAGUUGCUGAAAAAUUAGUAUCAAAAAGUUGGAGCUCUUACAAUUUGCAUCUAUCCAAUAGUCAGAUCGAAGUUUAGAUGA
Paramecium octaurelia is the source of this 243-nucleotide messenger RNA. The record is from the annotation of a GenBank genome assembly. Lineage: Eukaryota; Ciliophora; Oligohymenophorea; Peniculida; Parameciidae.